Molecule: messenger RNA, 960 nt
Organism: Marasmius oreades (fairy-ring Marasmius)
Lineage: Eukaryota; Fungi; Basidiomycota; Agaricomycetes; Agaricales; Marasmiaceae
Exons: 4
Coding region: 1-960 (319 amino acids)
Source: RefSeq, a predicted model, not a curated record
AUGCACUUUACUACAGUAUUCGCUCUUAAGCUCUCAGCUUUCGUUGCAGUUGCCACAGCCUUGCAAAUUACCAGUGACAAUCCAGCAUUCCCAGCUGCCGGCAGGAAAGGUUGUAUCACUGCGUCCUCCAACGCCCCAGGUGCUCCCGUCAUCAUUCAAGACUGCGGCGCCGCGGGAGUCUCUGAGCAAAACUGGAGUGUCGCGCAGAGUUCUGCACCUCAGCCACUCAAGGUUCUCGGUGACAAGUGUUUGGACGUAAUUGACGGCAACAACGCUGAUGGUACCAAACUCCAAAUCUGGACCUGUAUCCCCGGAAACACGAACCAGCUUUUCAUUUCUGCCUCUGACUCCACCUACCAAUGGGCCGGAACUAACAAAUGUAUCGACCUCACCGACGGCAACAUCAGUAACGGAAAUCAGCUACAGAUUUGGACCUGCGACUCGAAAAACUCCAAUCAGAGGUGGACUCCGGCCAUUUCCGUUGGCUCUCCUCCUCCGAGGCAACUAGCCCGACUCGUGGCAAGCGGAGCGGGUCAACACGCAGCCUCUGUUUGCAUGGGAGCAACUUCCGAUACCGAUGGUUCUACUGUCACACUUGCCUCGUGUGGCGACUCGAACGCCGUCAACUGGUUCCUUCCCCCUCAGGGAGCUAACCCAAAUACACUCACCGGCGACAUUUUGCAUCCUCUGAUCAGCACGACCAAAUGCCUCGACGUUCGUGGCGGAAAUUCGACCAACGGGAAUUUACUCCAGAUUUGGUCGUGCACAGAUGGGAACACGAAUCAGUGGUGGCAGGUUAAUAAGCCGGAGAAUUCGACGACAGUUACGAUUUCGUGGGUUGGAAAGAACAAGUGUGUGGAUGUGAAAGACGGUGUUUAUACUGUUGGUACUGAACUUCAAAUUUGGGACUGCGACCCGAGUAAUGUCAACCAGUUAUGGUCCAUUGUCGACAAGUCGUAA